GAAGGCAAAGUUUAUUCAUUAAUGUAUUAUUUCAAAAUUACUCAUGUGACAUGAUGCAGUUCCUUAUUUGCAGCUCAGAACUUCCCUGUAUCUGUUGGGUCUUAAAAACUGAAAAGGAUUGGUUAAUCUCCUUCAGUGCCGAACAGUUUUCUUACAACUCACAGAUUUGUUCUUCAGCAUCAAUUUGAGGUGAAGGGGAGAAGGGAGUGAAACAUUUGGCCAUGGCUGUCUACCUACUCCUGAUUUUUCUCUUUUCCUUUAGCACAUCUCUUCAAAUGUCUGAUAGUGGAAUAUUUUCAAUCUAUAAUGAAGACAGCAAGCUCUGUGCCCAAGCUCAAAACUCCAGCUCGGUCAUAACUACCUCUUGUGAUCAGCACAACGAGUUUCAGAAGUUCCGCUGGGUCUCGGCCACGCAGCUGCUGAGCGUGGCACUCAAGCUGUGCCUGGGAGUGCUCUCUAAGGCGGAUGAGGCUGCCAUCGUGUUGGAACCCUGUAACAAGACAAAGGAGCUUCAGUGGUGGGAAUGUAAAGAUGAGAUGCUUGCAACCCAUGGCAAGGAAUUAUUUCUCAGCUAUGGCAAAGGGAAGGGGAAGAAAGUCAAGUUGUCCAAAUUAUCGGACAAAGGGAGCAGGUGGAAAAUCCAUGGAACUGCAGACAACGUGUGCUCCCAGCGCUAUGAGGAUAUCUAUACACUGGGAGGAAAUGCCUUUGGUGCACCUUGCGUGUUCCCUUUUAAACUCAAUGGUAAAUGGUAUGCUGAGUGCAUCCCUCGGAGUGACAAUCCAGGAUCUCUCUGGUGUGCAACUUCUUCAGAUUUUGAUAAAGACCAACUUUUUGGAAAAUGUCCCCUAAAAGACACCAUCCACAAUGACCUCUGGAAGACAAAUCCUGUGACAGAAACUCACUAUCAGAUAAACUCAGAGUCUCUUUUGACAUGGCACCAAGCAAGAAAAAGCUGCCAGCAGCAGAAUGCAGAAUUAUUAAGUGUCACAGACCUUCAUGAAGAAAUGUUUUUAUUAGGACUCACUAGUGACCUGGGUAUCAAUGCGAAGCUCUGGACUGGUCUGUUCAGUCCACUUGACAGUGGCUGGCAGUGGAUUGGGGGCAGACCUUUCAGAUACCUAAACUGGGCUCCAGGAAAUCCCUCUGUGGAAUCUGGAAAAAUAUGUGGAACCUUCCAAGGUAGGAAUGGCAAAUGGGAAAACCAGGCCUGUGAUAGGAAACUGGGAUAUAUCUGCCAAAAGAGAAACUCUUCCUCAGAUUCCUCAACUGUUGCCUCAGGUGACUUAAAGCCUUUUAAGUGCCCCAGGGAAUGGGUAGCCUAUGCAGGCCAUUGCUAUAGAAUUUACAGAACACCCAAAAUAUGGAAAGCAGCCCAGUCUUCAUGUAGAAAAGAAGAUGGAGAGCUGGCGAGUAUCCAUAAUAUUGAGGAGUACAGUUUUACAGUGUCUCAGCUUGGGUACAAGCCAGAUGAUGAACUGUGGAUUGGUCUAAACGACUUCAGGGCUCAAAUGUAUUUUGAAUGGAGUGAUGGAACACCUGUGACUUACACCAAGUGGCAUCACGGAGAGCCAACCCACACACAGAAUAAGGCAGACUGCAUUGUUAUGAAGGGAGAGGAUGGAUCCUGGGCUGAUAGUUCUUGUGAAACAAAACUUGGUUACAUCUGUAAAAGGAAACCUUUGGAAGAAGAAUCAGGGGAAGCUGAGGUUACUUAUCCAGGCUGCCAGAAAGGCUGGGUGAAGCAUGGCUUUUACUGCUACUCCGUGGUGCAGCUACCAGAAAUGUUUUCAGAUGCAAAAAAAAUCUGCGAAGAAAGCAAAGGUUACCUGGCUACGGUGACAGACAGAUAUGAACAAGCUUUCUUGACUUCUGUAAUUGGAUUCAAUCCAGCAAAGUAUUUCUGGAUUGGUCUCUCAGACACAGAGGAAGAAGGGAUGUUCAAGUGGGCCUCUGGGGAUGCAGUCACCUUUACUCACUGGAACGCAGGAAUGCCUGGAAAGAAAUCAGGCUGUGUGGCCAUGACAACAGGAACUUCAGCUGGAUUAUGGGAUAUUUUGAACUGUGAAGAAAAAAACAUGUUUCUCUGCAAGCAGCUGGUGGAGGGAGUGACCCCCCCUCCUCCUCCAACGACGACCCCUCCCCCAUCGUGCCCAGAGGGAUGGCAAUCCACUACUCACAGCAGCUUCUGCUUCAAAAUUUUUCAGGAAGGAAGGGAGAAAAUGCAAACAUGGUUUGGUGCAAGAGAUUUUUGCAGAGCUAUUGGAGGAGAUUUGGCAUGUAUCCACAGUGAAGAAGAACAAAACCUAAUGGUUGACUUAAGGGAGAAUUAUCAUCACUCAUCUUACUGGAUGGGUUUAAGUGCCUUAGAAUCUGACGGUGGAUUUGUAUGGAGUGAUGGCUCACCAGUAAAUUUUGAAAAAUGGGCAAAUGGAGAACCGAACAAUUAUGAUGGUAACGAAAAAUGUGGCGUGUUUAGUAAUUACAAUUAUAUGAUGUGGAAUGAUUUAUUUUGUGAAUAUAUGCAGGACUAUGUCUGCCAAAUAAAAAAAGGAGCAUCGCUGAAGCCAGAGCCUAAUUCUACAUUCAAGUAUGAGUAUGUUGUUAGUGAAGAUGACUGGAUAAUAUAUAAGCACAAGGAAUACUACUUCAGCAAGGAGCGCGUGCCUAUGGAAAAAGCCAGAGACUUUUGCAAGAAGCAUGGUGGUGACCUUGCUGUCAUUGAGAGUGAAAGUGAAAAAAAUUUUGUUUGGAAAUAUGCUUUCUACAAGGACUGGGGAAAUGGCUUCUAUAUUGGCUUAAGUGUGAGCCUUGAUAAGACAUUCCAGUGGAUGGAUGGAACUCCAGUGAACUAUGUUGCCUGGGCUCCAAAUGAACCCAAUUUUGCAAAUAAUGAUGAGAACUGUGUGAUCAUGUAUACCCAAACAGGUACAUGGAAUGAUCUCAACUGCGGCAGUCUUGAGCUAUUCAUCUGUGAAAGGCUUAACUAUACUGUUCGUCCAACUGUUGCUCCCACUUCACCACCACCAAUUGGUGGGUGUGCAGAAGGCUGGCUCCUCUUUGAUAACAAGUGUUUCAAAGUAUUUGGCCUUAAUGAAAGUGAUACAUUGACAUGGCACGCUGCAAGGAACAGUUGUAUUAAAUUUGGAGGAAAUCUGGCUACUAUACCAAGAAAAGAAAUGCAAGCUUCUCUCAUGUCCCUCUUAAAAAAUGCUGCAACAGAUGCUUGGAUUGGACUGAAUGACAUAAAUCAGGAGCACAAAUACUUAUGGACAGAUGGAAGCCCAGUUUACUACACAAAUUGGGCAAAAGAUUCUCGAAGUUAUUACAGUAAGGUUGACUGUGUCUUUAUGAAAAAGAACCCUAUUGAACAAGCAGGGAAAUGGAAGGAUGAAGAAUGUAAAGAAAGCAAAAGUUACAUAUGCCAGAAAAAUUCUGACCCCAAACUGCAAAACUCUCAACCCGUAAUUCCGAUGUUUGGCUUUAACAAGUAUGGUGAUGACCACUAUGCAGUCAUCAACUACAAAAUGAGCUGGGAAGAAGCAGAGAAGAACUGCCAAGAGCAGCUUGCAGAGCUCGCCAGUGUUUUGGAUCCUUAUGUUGAUUCUUACCUGUGGUUACAAAUAGUAAAGCAUGGGGAGCCUGCCUGGAUUGGUUUUAACAGCAGGAUGACUCAUGGCCAUUACAAAUGGUCAGAUAGACAGAGAAGCAGAUACCAUAACUGGGCCAGUGGAGAACCAAAUAAGAACACAGCCUGUGUCUAUAUAGAUUUGGAUGGGUUUUGGAAGACAGCAUCUUGCAACGAAACAUUUUACUCUCUCUGUAAACAAUCUGAUGAGGUAAUCCCCAGUGAGCCACCACAGCUUCCUGGCACUUGUCCUGAACCAAAACGUGGUAGAUCUUGGGUUCCCUUUCGUGGUCACUGCUACUAUGUUCACACCACUUCUGAGGAAAGCUGGCCAGAUGCUUCCAUGGUGUGUAUUCAAAUGGGUGCUUCUCUGGUUUCCAUAGAAGAUUCAGCUGAGCUGAACUUUCUCUUAUAUUAUUUGUCUCCACUUGGAAAUGAAUUCAGGAAGUUUUGGAUAGGAUUGUUCAAAAAUAUUGAAGGGGAAUGGCUAUGGACAGACAGAACUGCAGUAGAAUUUGUCAACUGGGAGGAAGGACAGCCUAAAGCAAUUUUUGAUGAACACUGUGUUUAUAUGGAUAUCUCAAGUGGAACCUGGAGGAACUAUUACUGCUCUGUUGACCACAAUUUUAUUUGCAAAAUCCCCAAAAUUGCUGAAGUUGAGCCAACCCAUGAGUCACAUGCCUAUAAUGCAUCAAAACAUGAAGCUGCUGCUUCAUCUGCAAACAGUUUAGGUGGGAUGAUUGUUAUACUGAUCUUCUUUCUGCUAACAGGAACUGGUCUUACAUUCUAUUUCUUCUAUAAAAAAAGACGUGAUCAGCAAACAGUUACGCCCAGCUUUGACAAUGCCAUAUACCGUGGUGAUGCUGAUCCUGGAACCCAUGAGUCAAAUUGUCUUGUGACCAAUAUUGAAAUAAAUGAGCAGGCAACAGUUUAAUAAGCAGAAUAACCUUGGUCCUGACUUUGAAAGGAAUUAGUGUUGAAAUACAAGAAUUCUUAAGGCAAAAUAACUAUCUCCGAAGCAAAUUCUAGUUCAUUUUGCACAGGAUGCUUCAUGCUUUCUGUACUAGUAGGAGUAAGAAAUCUUGCAAAGCAGAUCCAGAGAUCCGCACACAAACAAUUGUAUCUGGGAGAACUGUUGAGCAUACACACCUACCUGGAGUUAAGCUCCAUGAGUGAACAUGCUGGCAGUUCCAGUCUCUGUAAAGGUCCAACAGCACUUUAGGCACAGGAAGAACCAUGCUUACCACAGGCAACUGUGCCAAUAAGCUCCUUAGCAUAUUCCAGAAAGGACAUCCAGAUCUGUAGGAAUUCUGAAAAUGUCACCCUUGAUGUCCAGAGCAGACUAGCAGAAUUGCACAGAUUUGACAGGACAUCCAAGCUCACCUGAUGAAGGCUCCUGCUCGAAGUAGGACCAGCUCUCUGCCUCAGCCAGGCAGCCUGCUCUAGUGCUGGGAGUCCACAUCUUUCUUUUGCUUCUGAGGUACCCACAAAAACCCUUCGUGUUGCCUGUAACAUCUGAUUUAACACAUUUUCCUCCUCUGUGUAUGACCGAAAGGAAAGUGUAAAUUGUUUUUCUUCUGCUAUAAUUCUGUAACAUAAGCAUAGAAAGAACAACUAUAAUAUGAGGUUUGAAAGUGUUGUGAAUACAAAUAUUCUGUUGUUUAAAUAAUAAAAUAGUGAUCUCAAAGUGUUCUGGAAAAGGGGGACAGGAGAAUAGGCAGGAUGAAUUAAACUUUAUACCUGAAAAAUUUACAUACUUUUUUUCUGGAAAUUUCCAAUACCAGCAAAGAUUUUUUCCUUUUUUUAGGCCAUUUAUUCAAAGCCUAAAAAAACUUAAGAUUAGAAAGUCUUUUCUGAAGUUUAACCAAAUUCCCCCUUCUAAGUCUGUUUUAAUCCUUUGAGUAUCAUUCCAGAAUUGCAUCAUGACCAAGGUGAUAGUGUUGCAUGUCAUAUUGGACUGCUGAUAUAUCUUCUGUGUUCAGAAACCCUGAAAAUAUCCAGUUGGUUCACAGGCAGUUUUAUUUUUAUGUGCCUUUUUUUUUUUUUCACUUUUCCAGUAUAUUUUGUCAAAUGUGAACAAUGAAAUGACUCAAAGCUCUAGUCUAGAGAAGACCUCUAUUUAAUUUGAUAUAUUUUUAUGUUUUAAUCUUCUGACAUAUUUUAAUUGUGUUUAAGUUAAAAUAUUUUGUGUGUGUAUGCAAUACACGUAAAUAAGUUUUUAUUCUACUUUGCUUCCCUUUGGGAAUUAAAAGGCUGGUUCUAAAUGAAAGUUUGUGUGUCUUUAUAAACACAAGAGAGAAGAGAAGGCUCCAGAGAGACCCUGCUGUGUCCUUUCAAAACUAAAAAAAGGGGCUUACAGGAAAGGCAGGGACAAAUACUUUAACAGGGCCUGUUGUGAUAGAACAAGGGGCAAUGGUUUUAAGUUAAAAGAGGGUAGAUUUGGACUAGAUACAAAAAAGAAAUGUUUUACAAUGAGGGUGGUGAAACACUGCAACAGGUUGCCCAGAGAGGUGGUAGGUGCC
Apus apus (common swift) is the source of this 6150-nucleotide messenger RNA. RefSeq names its product macrophage mannose receptor 1-like. Gene Ontology annotation, molecular function: signaling receptor activity. Lineage: Eukaryota; Metazoa; Chordata; Aves; Apodiformes; Apodidae. The record is from RefSeq and is a predicted model, not a curated record. The transcript is spliced from 30 exons. The coding region runs from base 222 to 4562 and encodes 1446 amino acids.